AUGGCGGAGUUUGCUCUUGGGUUGACCAAGACGGCUGUGGAGGGGACGGUGAGCUUGGUCAAGUCGGCGAUAGAGGAGGAGGCCGAUCUCAAGGAAAAGAUGCAGAACGACCUGGUGUUCAUCACCGGCGAGUUUGAGGUGAUGCAGUCCUUUCUCCAGAUCGCCAACAAGGAGCGCACCAAGAAUGAAGUGAUGCGGACCUGGGUGAGGCAGCUCCGCAACCUGGCCUUUGAUGUUGAGGACUGUGUCGAAUUGGUCGUCCACCUUGACUACAAGUCACCCUGGUGGGCAUGCUUGCCGCGCGUGUGGCACACGGUGCGCUGCAAUGCACUGCCCCUGCCACUAGACGAGGCGGUCGCGGAGAUAAAGCAGCUCAAGUCCAGGGUUGAGGAUGUAAGCCAGAGGAACACGCGCUACCACCAUCUGGUGAGCGACUCUGGACCCGAGGCCAUCUCGUCGGCCAUGGUCACUACUGGCACAGCAGCAUUCCACAUGCUACGGAAAGUGUGGGAGGAUGCUGGGAAGCGACGCGAAACGGGUGACCUCCAAGAGUUGAUCACCCGUAAAGGCAAUGACUUGCAAGUGAUCUCAGUAUGGGGAAGCAAAGGAGGUGAUCUUGGAACAACGUCCAUCUUCAGGGAGGUGUACACUAACCCAAAGAUCUGCGAAGAAUUCAAGUGCCGUGCAUGGGUAAAGCUGAAGCAUCCCUUUGACCCUGAUGAGUUUCUGGAGAGCUUGUUGACUCAGUUCUACCUGAGCUAUCAUCAAGCAAAAGUAGGUGCAGACAUUGAUAUGAAGGCCAAGCUCAAGCAAUAUAUGAUCACGCAGAGGUAUCUCAUCAUCCUGGAAGAAGUAUCCACUGUGAUGCAGUGGGAUGCCAUCAAAAUGCACUUUCUGGACAGUAAAAAUGGUAGCCAGAUUGUCGUGUCAACACAGCUAGGGGUUGCACUUUCGUGCACAGAGGAGCCGAAAUUAGUUUCAGAGCUCAGCCGGUUCUCCGAUGGUCAUUCCCUUUGUGCUUUCUCGAGGAAGGUCCCUGGGUAUUGCAAUGAUAUGGGUGAACUUAAAUGGCGAGUAAAAUGUCGUGGUGUAUUCUCUGUGUUUGGAAUCGGUCAGAGAAAAUCGGUUAUGGUCAGAAAGCUGUUCCAUAGUAUAGUGCAAAAGAAGGAAGUAUUUGAUGGACUGGCAUUUCGGUUGUACAGAUGGGUUCAUGUGCUCCAUCCAUUCAAUUUGGAACACUUCUCUCGGCAGUUAUAUCAAGAUCUUUCUUCAAAUGUUGUAGAAUGUGAUCCUUAUUAUUGUGGUAUGAGUAUACUUUGGGGGAUGAAAGAGCAAGAACUAGUUGAAGGUUGCAGGAAGCUUCUGAGUGAAGACAGCCUAGUUGUUAUUACCGGUCUAAAGUCCAGCAAGGAAUGGGACACCAUAAAGAAGAACUUCUUGUCGGACACAACAAAAUGCUGUAUCAUUAUCAUUACAGAAGAGAAGAGGGUGGCCGAACAUUGUGUGGAGAACAAGAAAGACCGAAUACUCCAUAUCGAUGAUCCUAUAGAGGGUAGCGUUUUCUCCAGCUUCAGGGAUGAAGCAUAUGAGUGGAUCAAUAAUUUUGAACUUGUUGGGCAUCAGGAUGUUGUAGCACGUAAGCUCUUAGAGCUUAUGCAAUCAAGUCAUGGUGUGGUCUCAGUGUGGGGGAUUGCUGGCGUCGGUAAAUCAGCUCUCAUCAGAUACAUUUAUUGCCACCUAAUGCUCAGGUUAGAUCGAAGGAUUUCAGACUCCGCUGAUGGAGAGACGUUUGAGAAGUAUAGCUGGGUGGAUGUGCCCCACCCGUUUGAUUUGGCAGGCUUCUAUCAGCGCUUGUUUCUGGAUUUCCAUUCAGAUGAUAUUCAAGCCAAAGAAAAGGUAGCAGUUGGUAUCAUGGAAGGCCAAGAUCACAUUCAAGCGUGUGAUAGGCUUCUGCGGCAACACGCGUGCCUCGUGGUUAUUGAUGGCCUACAGUCCACCCAUGACUGGGACUUGAUAAAAACCAAUUUAUUAAUGGGGUAUACUAAAUCUUGUAUUGUUGUCAUUACGUACGAAGCAAGCGUCGCCAGGCAUUGUGUAGAAAAAGAAUCUCAAAUGGUCAACAUCAAACGUCUGGAACCUGACGUGGCCCGUCAUCUGUUCACCAAGAUAGCUUCCAACGACGAAGCCUGGACUCCUUAUGAGAAGAAGCUUUAUGAAGAUAUUAUCGUGCCCAAAUGUGGUGGACUUCCAAAAGUAAUAGAAGCUGUAGGCAGAUAUCGCAAGAACCAAACAAGCAACGAGUUUCACCGAAACCGGUUGCAGGAUAUAGGUCAAAACUUUAUGGAGAUAUUGGAGAGAGAUCAAAGAGAACAUUUGAGGGAUCUAUUUUAUUGGAUGCAAUCCUAUUUUGAUGCUUGCUCAGAUUCACUCAAGCCAUGCAUCUUCUAUAUGUCGGUCUUCUCUCCGUACCAAAACAUUAGGCAGAGGCGUUUGCUAAGGAGGUGGAUCGCAGAGGGUUACUCUAGAAAUACGCCCAGUAUGAGUGCAGAGGAUAAGGGGGAAAUUUUGUUCCAUGAGCUCGUCAACUUGAGUAUAGUCCAACCAAAAGGAAGAACACUCGUGUGCUAUAAUGGUUUCUUCCAUGAAUACAUCAUCUCACGGCCAAUGGAAGACAACCAUAUAUUUUUCCUGGAUGGGCAUUGCAGGGGGGACUUGCAACGCUCAGGGCAACACCUCACCAUAAGUAACAGCUGGGAUAGAGAUAAGGCCGUAUUCAAGAGCAUUGAUUUCUCACGGCUACGAUCACUUACGGUGUCUGGCAAAUGGGAAUCAUUCCUUAUCAAUAGAAGCAUGAAGAUACUUCGAGUGCUCGAUCUAGAGGACACGUCAGGUGUAACAAAUGAUGAUCUUGAGCAUAUCUUAAGGAUACUAUCUCGCCUUAAGUUCCUCUCUCUACGAGGAUGCGGAGAGAUUAGCCGUCUUCCCAAAUCAGUGGGUGGCCUGAGACAGCUGCAGACUCUGGAUGUCAGACGCACCUCCAUUGUCACACUCCCUCAUGCCAUCAUCAAUCUACAGAAGUUGCAGUACAUCCGUGCUGGCACCGCAGAAGCAGAAUCACGUGAUGGAUGUAGCAUGGCCACAGAAACAGAUGAAGGUGCCAUAACAAGCUCAAGCAAACGGGCAGCAACACUAGCAGUAGACAGGGAUGGCAUGGGGGUUAAGGUUCCUGCAAAGAUUCGGGGGCUGGCGGCAUUACAUACUCUUGGUGUUGUCAAUGUCCGUGGUGCAGGGGGGAAGGCUUUCCUGAAAGAGCUCAAGGAGCUUAACCAGUUGCGCAAGCUCAGGGUGUCCGGCAUCAACAUGAAAACCGUCAAGGAGUUCUUUUCAGCCAUCUCCGAUCACAUCCACCUCGAGUCCCUGUGGGUUCGAUUUGACAAGGACAAGCAGAGUUCAUUUGUUACUUUGGACGACAACAUCCCACACCCACCCAAGAACAUAAAGAGCCUUAAGCUGCAUGGGCAUGUGCACAUAUUGCCAGGCUGGAUCGGACAGCUUGACAAUCUCGACAAGGUGGAUCUUGACAUGUUGAAGCAAGAGGACAUACAAUACGCCCUUGCGGACUUGCCAGCCUUGCGUCGUCUUCAUGUCAAGCUGAUGAUGCAAGACUGCGAGUUGGAUUUUACGGCGAGUGGACCCUUCUUGGACUCGAAGGUCCUGCAGAUUAAUUGCACCUCCAGCUCCAGGUUAGAGGUAGCUUUUGCAGGAUUCAGAACGCUGGGUGUUGAGGUGCUCAAGGUUCACUGCUCCAGUGGGUCGUCUUUGCGGCUUCAUGGGCUGGUGGAUCUAAAGAGUCUCAAGGAAGUGUGCCUGGAGGGUUCCUACCGCGAUGAACUCAAGGAAGACUUGAUGCAACAACUUGACCAGUGGCCCCGGGAUAGCGAUAACAAGCCUGUGUUGAGUACAUGUUCUAAAUAA
Molecule: messenger RNA, 3975 nt
Organism: Triticum turgidum subsp. durum (durum wheat)
Lineage: Eukaryota; Viridiplantae; Streptophyta; Magnoliopsida; Poales; Poaceae
Source: the annotation of a GenBank genome assembly